CCCCCCCCCCCACAGGCACCCUGCAGGAGCUGAUCUCGCACACCAUGGUUCACUGGGCUCAGGAAUCCUUCAUCCAGAGCCCCGAGCUGGUUCGCUCCAUGUUCAGCCUGCUGCACCGGCAGUACGACGGGCUGGGGGAGCUGGUGCGGGCGCUGCCCAAGGCUUACACCAUCAGCGCCCACUCGGUGCCCGACACCACGGCGCUGCUCGAGUGCCUGGGGCAGAUCCGCUCGCUGCUCAUCGUGCAGAUGGGGCCCGAGGAGGAGAACCUCAUGAUACAGAGCAUCGGG
This is a messenger RNA of Meleagris gallopavo (turkey), 290 nucleotides long. RefSeq names its product ryanodine receptor 1 (gene RYR1). Gene Ontology annotation, biological process: striated muscle contraction; release of sequestered calcium ion into cytosol by sarcoplasmic reticulum; intracellular calcium ion homeostasis. NCBI's taxonomy places the organism in Eukaryota, Metazoa, Chordata, Aves, Galliformes, Phasianidae. Gene Ontology annotation, cellular component: smooth endoplasmic reticulum; calcium channel complex; sarcoplasmic reticulum membrane. Gene Ontology annotation, molecular function: ryanodine-sensitive calcium-release channel activity; protein binding. The record is from RefSeq and is marked provisional.